UGCAUAAAUGAAUGUAAUAUAGCCACCAUAAUAACAAAUUUAAAUAAACCAAUAGUAAUAAAUACCUUAAUAUCCAAAUUAUCCACCUCCUGAAAAUUAAGUUAGAUAUGAUCCUAGAACUGCAGCAACAUUUUUAAAUCCUAAAUCAAUUUAGAAAAAAGCUAAAUUUUGUCCAAUUUGUGAUUUUCCUGCAAGUGUGAGAGUUGUUAUUAAUCCUUGUAAACAUUUUAUGUGUUAUGAAUGCUAUUAUAUUGAUGGUUAAACAUUUUGUAAAUUUUGUAAUGAUAUUGUUGGAUCAGUUAAAAGAUUAGAUGAUACAGAGAAAUUCUAUUCUUGUGAUCUUGAUACAUGUUUUAAGUAGAAUUAUAUUCAUUAAUUCAAGGUAUUUUGAAUCUGAAUAAUAAUUGGAUGAACAUAACACUUAACAUUCUAUAAUAUUAGGUUGA
Paramecium primaurelia is the source of this 446-nucleotide messenger RNA. The record is from the annotation of a GenBank genome assembly. NCBI's taxonomy places the organism in Eukaryota, Ciliophora, Oligohymenophorea, Peniculida, Parameciidae.